AUGAGAGGAGAGGAGGAGGAGGAGGAGGAGAGGGGUGAGUCAGGGGCCGGCCCCGCUCCGUCAGCCCAGCCAGGGUGUAUCGUUGUGGGGUUAGGGUCCGGCCAGGCUUUCCUGGGCCUGCUAGAGGGCUGGAGGAAGCAGGGGGACUUCCCUAUCGGCGUGCCCAGCCACGGAGAGAGACGUGACUGUCGUGUAUCCUCUGGGGAGCCUCAACAACAUCAUGAUGCUGACGAGGCUGAGAAGAGUCUCUCCAAAUCAGAACACCUCAAGAAACCCCAGCGGAGAUCCACAGGGAAGAAACCUCACCACUGCUCUGACUGUGGGAAGAGUUUCACCUCUUCAACAGAACUUAAAAUACACCACAGAAUCCAUACAGGAGAGAAACCUUAUAGCUGCACUGACUGUUUGAAGAGAUUUUCUCAACUAGGGAACCUGACAAAACACCAGUUGACACACACAGGAGAGAAGCCUUACCGCUGCUCUGACUGUGAGAGGACCUUUUCAACAUCACAGCGUUUAAAGCUGCACCAGCGAACGCACACUGGAGAGAAGCCUUACCACUGCUCAGACUGUGGGAAAAGUUUAACCUCCUCAAGUGAACUGAUUAUACACCAGCGAACACAUACAGGAGAGAGGCCAUAUGGCUGUGAUCAAUGCGGGAAGCGAUUCACUCAGUCAUCAAACCUGACUGUACACAAGAGAAUACACACUGGAGAGAAGCCUUAUCGCUGCUCCAACUGUGGAUUGAGCUUUACUACCUCAAGCUAUCUGAUAACACACCAGAGAACACAUACAGGAGAGAAGCCUUAUAGCUGUGAUCAAUGUGGGAAGAGUUUUACUCAGCCAAGUCACCUGAUUGUACACCAGAGAAUACACACUGGAGAAAAACCUUACCACUGCUCUGACUGUGGGAAGGGUUUUGUUAGAUCAUCACAUUUAAAAUCUCACCAGAGAACACACACAGGAGAGAAGCCUCACCACUGCUCUGAAUGUGGGAAGAGUUUUGCUUUAUUAGACAUACUGAUAGUACAUCAGAGAACCCACACUGGUGAAAAGCCUUACCACUGCCCAGACUGUGGGAAGAGAUGUACUACCUCAAGUAACCUGAUAUCACACAAGAGAACCCACACUGGAGAGAAACCUUACCACUGCUCUGACUGCGGGACGAGUUGUUCUACCUCAAGCAACCUGGCAGUACACCAGAGAACACACACAGGAGAGAAGCCUUAUGGCUGUGAUCAGUGUGACAAGAGAUACUCUCAUUCAAGUUCUCUGAUUAAACAUCAGAAAAUACACUCAGGAGAUCCACAGAGUGUAGAAUGACCUCCGCCAAGACCUGGGUAGUUGAACACAGAGUGUGGAAUGAUUUCCAACACCAGACCUGGGUAGUAGAACACAGAGUGUAGAAUGAUCUCCAACACCAGACCUGGGUAGUAGAACACAGAGUGUAGAAUGUUCUCCAACACCAGACCUGGGUAGUAGAACACAGUGUAGAAUGAUCUCCAACACCAGACCUGGGUAGUAGAUCACAGAGUGUAGAAUGUUCUCCAACACCAGACCUGGGUAGUAGAUCACAGAGUGUAGAAUGUUCUCCAACACCAGACCUGGGUAGUAGAUCACAGAGUGUGGAAUGAUCUCCAACACCAGACCUGGGUAGUAGAUCACAGAGUGUGGAAUGAUCUCCAACACCAGACCUGGGUAGUAGAACACAGAGUGUGGAAUGAUCUCCAACACCAGACCUGGGUAGUAGAACACAGAGUGUGGAAUGAUCUCCAACACCAGACCUGGGUAGGAGAGGCCACUCUGUGUUCUAUCUUAUAAUUAAACAUAUUUAGAAAGCUGUGGAAAUAAAUAAAUUAAUGUUAAUAUUAAUUCAAACACGUUUAUUCUCUUAUACACCUUAAUACUUAAUAUUUUCAAAUUAUAUUAUGUGAGCUUAUAACAUUAAAAAAAUAUAUUAAAAUGUUUAAAGUAUAGUUGUUUUUUAAUAGAAAAGUACGAAUGUUACUUUACCUAACAAGCAAAAUACUUAAAUCCAUGUAAUUAUGUUAAAUCUAUGGAAUUAUGUUAAAUCUAUGGAAUUAUGUUAAAUCUAUGGAAUUAUGUUAAAUCCAUGUAAUUAUGUUAAAUACAUGUAAUUUUGUCCUUGGACACAUUUAACUGAACUACUGGUGAAUACCAUUCAUUCCUCUGGAUGACAUCACGGUAUCCAGGAGUUUAAUAUAUAAACAUUUAACUGAACUACUGGUGAAUACCAUUCAUUCCUCUGGAUGACGUCACGGUAUCCAGGAGUUUAAUAUAUAAACAUUUAACUGAACUACUGGUGAAUACCAUUCAUUCCUCUGGAUGACGUCACGGUAUCCAGGAGUUUAAUAUAUAAACUGUUGGUCCUCAGUCUCAUGGUACAGCGUAAAGUAUUCACCCCCCCAUGGCAUUUUUCCUAUUUUGUUGCAUUACAACCUGUAAUUUAAAUGGAUUUUUAUUUGGAUUUCAUGUAAU
Oncorhynchus kisutch (coho salmon) is the source of this 2499-nucleotide messenger RNA. RefSeq names its product zinc finger protein OZF-like. Gene Ontology annotation, molecular function: RNA polymerase II cis-regulatory region sequence-specific DNA binding; DNA-binding transcription factor activity, RNA polymerase II-specific. Gene Ontology annotation, biological process: regulation of transcription by RNA polymerase II. The transcript has 4 exons. The record is from RefSeq and is a predicted model, not a curated record. The coding region runs from base 1 to 1323 and encodes 440 amino acids. NCBI's taxonomy places the organism in Eukaryota, Metazoa, Chordata, Actinopteri, Salmoniformes, Salmonidae.